UCCUUGUUUCCUUGUUGCUGCCGCCCAAUGACAGAGAGAGGAACGGAGCGGCUCUGAAAUGUAACUGAAAGAGAAAGUAAAAAAGAAAAAAAAAACUCAGGGAAGUCACUCCAUUAUCCUGCUUUAUCAUUCAGCGACAGCGCAGCCAUGCUGUUUCCUGACUGCUAGUUCCUAAAAGUUUUACAUUUAUCGACUAUCCGAGGCGACGCAGGUCAAAUCAGCCCCCCGCUGAGUUCAUCUGAGGUGAGACCGGAGGAGGAAAAUGUCCCGCGGCUCCAACGCUGGUUUUGACCGACACAUCACCAUUUUUUCACCAGAGGGCCGACUCUACCAAGUCGAGUAUGCCUUCAAAGCCAUCUCUCAGAGUGGGCUGACAUCUGUCGGAAUCCGAGGGUCGGACAGUGUGGUGGUGGUGACGCAAAAGAAAGUACCGGACAAGCUGCUGGACUCCUCCACUGUGACCAACAUGUUCCAUCUAACCCCUCGCAUCGGCUGUGUGAUGACGGGCCACAACGCGGACAGCCGCUCACAGGUUCACCGGGCCCGAGUGGAGGCUGGAGAAUGGAAAUAUAAGUUUGGCUAUGACAUCACGGCGGACGUGUUGUGUCGCAGACUGGCGGAUAUUUCCCAGGUGUACACACAGAAUGCAGAGAUGAGACCGCUAGGCUGCUGUAUGAUCCUGGUGGCGAUGGACCCCCAGCAAGGCCCCGUCUUGUAUAAAUGUGACCCGGCAGGAUACUACUGCGGCUUCAGAGCCACGGCGGUCGGGGCCAAACAGACGGAGGCCAACAGCUACUUAGAGAAGAAACUCAAGAAGAAGCCAGAGUUGAGCCAUGACAGGGCGGUACAGAUGGCCAUAUCUUGUCUGGCCUCUGUGCUGUCGAUGGACUUCAAGGCCACUGAGCUGGAGAUCGGUGUAGUGACCAAAGACAAGCCUAAGUUCAGGACCCUGUCGGAGGCUGAGAUCGAAGCCCACCUGGUUGCCAUAGCAGAGCGAGAGUAGAGGCGUCCUCACUGGCAGCAGUCAGCCAUUCUUUAGCAGGGGUGUCAAACUCAUUUUCAUUUCGAGCCGCAUCGAGAUCAUGAAUGUCCUCAAAGGGCCGGUUGUGGCAGAAUGUAUUAAUAAAACUACCCAUUAGCAAACUGUUCAAAUUUGCAAUUUACUUCUUAAAACGUAACAACUUUUUAACAUUUUUCUCACAUUGAUGUAAUUUGAUCCUAUAUGAAUGAAGACAGAUUUGACUUUACUGAUAAUAUAAUAUUUAAACACACGUAGAGAUAGCUACGGUGGGCCGGAUUUGGCUUGCGAACCUCGAGUUUGACACCUGUGCUUUAUGGCAUUUCAUGUUCAGUGCAGCUGCACCGCCGAUCACAGUCUGAAAACAGCAAACAGCUUCCUUCUCUCUGGGUAUCAGGAGGAUGGAUCAUGUGCAUCUGAUAGUGAAACGCUGUUGGAAAGGGUUGAUGGAUGCAAAUUCAAUUCAGUUGACAACUCCAAUGAGGUUUUAAUGAUAAAAUCCACAGCAACAAUCCAACAGCUUAUUUGAUACUGUUUCUUUAGAUCCUUCUAAAUUCAUCAACCAGGGGACUUCUUCCACCUCUGUAGCAACACUUCAUAAUAAAACAGGCUAGAAAACAGAAUAA
Molecule: messenger RNA, 1644 nt
Organism: Poecilia latipinna (sailfin molly)
Lineage: Eukaryota; Metazoa; Chordata; Actinopteri; Cyprinodontiformes; Poeciliidae
Gene: psma6l
Product: proteasome 20S subunit alpha 6, like
Exons: 7
Coding region: 263-1003 (246 amino acids)
Biological process (GO): ubiquitin-dependent protein catabolic process
Cellular component (GO): proteasome core complex, alpha-subunit complex; proteasome core complex
Source: RefSeq, a predicted model, not a curated record